AUGAUGAUGAUGAUGAUGCGCGUGACGCCACGGGCAGAGGCAGAUCAGCGGAGCGGCAGACGGGACCCGGGCUGAGGCAGCAGCAGCAUCCGCAGCAGCAGCGGCGCCAUAAAGCGACUCUCCGAGGCUCUCUCCGGGAUCUGGCAUGCUUCGGCUCGGCGGCAGGAUGUGCGCGCUCUCGGCCCUGCUCUCCGUGCUCCUCGCUGGACUCGCUGCAGCGUCCUCCGAUGUGUUUGACGACCAGCUGGGCGACAUCAAUUACUGCAAGAAGCAGUGCGCGCUCACCAUCAGAAACAAAAGCCCCGCUAAAGACUCCAUAAUGAAUGCCUGUCACCGCGGCUGUCGCCUCUACUCCAUCUGCCAGUUUGUCAAUGGCAACGCUGGCUUUAAUACCAGCAGGGAGGAGUGUCAGGGAGCAUGCCAGGAGGCAUAUAUUAAGCUGCUGGAGCAGGAGGCCUGCAGCACCGGCUGUGCCAGUCAGCCUUCCGAACCUGAGAUCAAGAGAAGGAAGCUGAAGGCCAUGACUCUCCGCCCAAAGCCGCCCUCUGUGAUGGAAGCCGUGUCCAGCUGGUGCAAUGACAUUGUCAGCUCCGCCCAGAGUUUCAUUUCCUCCACCUGGACCUUCUACCUGCAGGCUGACGACGGCAAGGUUGUGGUUUUCCAGAGCCAGCCAGAGAUGGAGUACUCUCUGCCCGAGCUGCAGGCUCCUCGAUCCAGCGUGGCAGACAAACCCUGGCCUCAGGUCCACUCUCACACCCAGAGGCCCCACGGUGCGAGGGGACACGGGGAGAAGGGAACUCCCAAAGCUGCAGCUAAAGGGAAACACGCCGUCCAGCACGCGGAGGACCCCGCAUCUGAGCACGACUUCCUCGGCUGCAUGUCCAGACGUUCAGGCCUUCCGCGGUGGAUUUUAGCUGCUUGUCUCUUCCUGUCUAUCAUGGUCAUGCUGUGGCUCAGCUGUGCCAGCCUCGUUACCGCACCGGAGCAGCACAUCAAGACACAGCUGAGUAUCAACGGAGAUAAAGAGUUUCUGGAAAACACCCACAAGGUCAACCCGUACCACCUGAGUCCUGUCAUCGCCGUCACCGUAAAGCAGUCGGAGGAGAGCCAGGAAGCCGGGCCGCUGCCGGUGAAGGUCGACUUGAACAAAACGUGCGUUUAGGAUGGAGCGGCGGGAGAGCGGCUGUCUCGUUUCAGCGGGUGACUAAACUCUGAGGCUCGUCAGAGAAGAGGGGUGGGGUGAAAGAAACACAUCACGAUGCUUACUCCAUCAGCAGAAUUUUAAAAAAACAUAUUCUUAAGAGCAUGGCACCCUCCAUCUUUUAAAGUGAUCUCACACAAACAUCUAGCUCGUGUCAGUCAGUUGGGUUUUUUCUGUGUCAGCUACACCUGUCAUGCAUUUCAUUACCUUGUACAAUCCAGGUUUCGUCAAGCGAGGUCGUUCCCUAAUGGUUAGCCUGCUCAUUGCUUAUUGAUGAGUCCCGGCUCUCGUCUCCGAGCCACGCGCGAGACAAGCAGAGAGGACGGACCGCAGCCGAGAGUGCUCGUGUCAUUCGUCAAGCGUGGACAAGAAGACAAACGCGGAGCUUCAUCUUAGAUUCAAUUUCCUUCGUUCUCAGAGAGUUUGGAUUAAUUAGUGGCUUGCUCACAGCAAAGGGGAAAAAAGCUCUGAGAGGAAAGGAAGAUGAAUGAAAGGUGAGAGUAAUUCCUCGCAGUUUAUGAUCCGUUCGCUCAGUCAGCACCGUGAUCUGUGCAGAAAUGGCCUCGAAAUUGAGAUUCGCGUCUUCGCUCUCGACAGCAUGAAACGGUUCUCAGGUGAGUGACCCUCGCCGAGUUCGGAGGUACAAAAACAGCACGUCGGCGUCUCUCGUCGCCUCAGUCCUGCGUGUUUUCUGGAUCUUUGUCUUUUCACACAAUUAAAUCUUAAACCGGACGCCGUCUUUAAAAAUGAGCAAAAAAUUCGACCUUAAUUUAUUUUCUCCUCGUUAUAUUCCGAGUCAUCAACGUGAGUUACCCGUUAGUGUUUUUGCAGUACCAUGUACAGUUCAGUCAUCAUGCAAAUGUAAUUAGUCUGUAUGUAAAAUACUGUAACAUCAGCUAGAGAGAGACACACAAAGACAGAUCACACCUGUUGCUAUAUUAUUAAUAAUGCUAUUGUUAUUAUUAUGAUGAUAAUUAUUCUGUUAUUGCUCUUCUAUCACUUCAAGACUUCUUAGCUGUUAUAUGUGCUUUCUAAUAGCUGACUAUUUUGUAUGUCCUAGGAGCACAUACCGAAGGAUUCCCUCUGUAACAGUGUGUAAUGCAAAGCUUUUAACACAGACCUUUGUUAUUGAGCACAGUCGCAGUCUUAGAGAAGAUUUUCUGUUUUCCUCUCAGUGCUUUAGAUGUCCUGUAGCGCUCUCUUUUAAUCCAGGCUAUGUAGACAAAAAACCGUGCAUGCAAGUGAUUCUUUGAUAGUUUAUCUUAACCGCUCGCCACUACGGCACAACUCUACUGUAGACUUGUGAUUUUUUGUGUUCAUAUUACUGUAAACCUUGAAUAGAAUGCGUAAUAACGAAUGACAAUAUCCUCAUGAUAUACAAGAAGGACUCUUAAUGAUAAUUUUUAAAAAAGCCAUCCGAUCGAUAUCUGUGCCGGAGGUAUGCCGCAAGGAACGUCAAGAUGAAUUUCAAACUGUAUUGUUUCCUUUUUACUGGUCUGUUAAUUUUCAAUGAAACGAUACAACAUGAUGAAAUAAAGUGUUUUCAUGGUAA
Messenger RNA from Oreochromis niloticus (Nile tilapia), 2753 nucleotides. It is a transcript of the gene tmem59l, whose product is annotated as transmembrane protein 59-like. Bases 146 to 1162 code for a protein of 338 amino acids. The record is from RefSeq and is a predicted model, not a curated record. The transcript has 8 exons. Lineage: Eukaryota; Metazoa; Chordata; Actinopteri; Cichliformes; Cichlidae.